AUGAAUUUUGCUUCCUUUCUGUCUCGAAUUGAGACCACCAUCGACAAGGCUCUCUCCACUUCAACAGAUGCUUCUUCCGAAGCAACAACAACACAACAACAAAAUGAAAACGUAAAAACUCCCAGCAAGAACGUAUCUACUCCUGUCAAAAGCUCAUCAUUGACCAAAACGCCCUCGUCCGAUCAAGUCAAUAAACAACUGAAAACACCCACUACAACACAAACGACCAGUACUACCACAAAUGUUGCGUUUAACCCGAACAGGUGUAUUAGAGUCAAAUUGAGUGAUGCUUCGCAGGAAGAUCCAGAAGUGAAGGAAUUAAAAGAGCAAAUAGAAGCAUUAACCAAAGCUUCUGUAUAUCAUCAGGAACAAAACGAGGAGUCAUCUAAAACAAUUAAUGAUUAUUCGAAUAAGAUUAAGAUUUUAGAAAAGGAAAAACAAAAAAUUCAAACAAGCUUUGAUGAUUUAACCAUGGAAACCAAGGAAAAAGAAAAACAAUUCGAAACUCUCAAAGAAGAGUUCAGUACCAGACUUGGAAAAGAAGAAAACAAAACUGCGGUUUUGAGAAGAGACAAAGAACAGUUAAAGAAAGAGGUUCAAGCAAAAGAAAAAACUAUAUCGGACCUAACGUCACAGCUUGAAAAAGAAAUUCAAGAAAAAGAAAAUUUUAAGCAGCAAAAAGAAAAAUUGGAACAACAAUUAAAGGAACAAGAACAAAAGAAAACGGAAGAAAAAAUUGAGUUACAAAACUCGCAAAUCACAUCCCAUUUGAAACAAAUAGAGUCCCUUGAAAAAUCAGUCUCUGAAUUAACAAAUGAAAAUGAACAAAAUAAGAAAAUAAUUAAGGAUCUACGAAAGGAGUAUGACCUUGAGAUUGAAAUGAAGUUGGCAGAAGUAGUCAAGAAGCAUGAAAUUGAAUUGAGCGAUCUGCAGAAAACAAUAGAACAAUUGCGAGAAAUGGUUUCAUCUGUAAAUAAGACAAGCGAAGAAAAAUUAGAUGUACUCAAAAAAGAAGCCGAGUCUUGGAUGAAAAAGUAUCGAGAACUUGAAGAGAGGUCUCAAGAACUUUUCACACUUGUACCAGAUGCCACAAAGCCACUUUUGGAGCAAAUCAAUUCCCUCGAAAAAACUACAGCGGCCAAGACAUCUUCGUUCACGGAGCGUGAGAAGAAGUAUCAAGCCAAACUUCAAAUAGCAGAAAAUAGUCUCAAAAUGUCAGAACAAGAAGUUACCAGAUUAAACAAGCUUAAUGAUAGGCUAAAGCAAACAAAUAUGGAAUUAGAAAAGGAGGCUUCGGAGUUGAAGGAGUCAUUUAUAGCCGAAAAACAUAAAGCAGAUCAGGAACGAACAAAACGACUGCAACUGGAAAUGACUGUGAGCUCGUUACAGAACUCUUUAGCGAGAGUACAAGAAGAAAAUAGAUAUUUGGAUCAACAAAUGACUGAACUAAACACGACAAUAUCCAAGCUUAACUAUGAGAUUGAGGUACUAUCACAGAACACCCACCCAUACCUUCACGAAAAACCUCAAAAUCUUCGAUCUUCAACAAAUGCAUCUCCAAAAACGCCAACCCCUGAAACGAACAGUCCUGAGUCUUUGCUGAUUGAAAAACCUAAUGACAACCAAGAUACAGGAUUAAUGCCAUCGUUAAAUACUACCUCCAGUUUGGUUGCUCCAAGCGAAUUAGAAGAAGAAAUACGGCAAAAGGAUUUAAAAAUCAAAACGCUUUAUGAGAAAAUUAGAGAGUUGGAAGAAAUUAAGGACGAUCUGACAGAACGGUUGUCCAUGUACAAACAAACUAAUCAAACUCUUGCAAAUGAAAUUAAGGAAAAGGAAGUAUUGGUCAAGCAAGCCAAUGAUCUGACCUAUCGCUAUGAGGCAGCUUUAGAUUUGAUUGGAGAAAAGGAAGAAACCCUUCAGAGCCUUCAAGAAGAGUUCAAAUAUGUGAAGGAGACUUUUAGAAAUCAAGUUAAUGAGCUUUUGAAAGAAAUUGAAACACUCAAGGCUGUCAAGUAG
This is a messenger RNA of Naegleria lovaniensis, 2016 nucleotides long. RefSeq lists its product as uncharacterized. Bases 1 to 2016 code for a protein of 671 amino acids. NCBI's taxonomy places the organism in Eukaryota, Heterolobosea, Eutetramitea, Acrasida, Naegleriidae. The record is from RefSeq and is a predicted model, not a curated record. Gene Ontology annotation, cellular component: Golgi apparatus; endoplasmic reticulum. The transcript has 2 exons.